Molecule: messenger RNA, 3541 nt
Organism: Strigops habroptila (Kakapo)
Lineage: Eukaryota; Metazoa; Chordata; Aves; Psittaciformes; Psittacidae
Gene: GFER
Product: growth factor, augmenter of liver regeneration
Exons: 3
Coding region: 14-595 (193 amino acids)
Biological process (GO): liver development
Cellular component (GO): mitochondrion
Molecular function (GO): flavin-dependent sulfhydryl oxidase activity; flavin adenine dinucleotide binding
Source: RefSeq, a predicted model, not a curated record
CCGCGGCGCCAAGAUGGCGGCGCCCAGUGAGGGCCGGCAGGGUCGCGGCGCUUCCCCGUUCCCGGGCACCGAGGGUGGCCCCUUCACUUUCCCCUUCUCGGUCCCGCACGGCGCCGCGGGCUCCGGGGCGGAGGAGCCGUCCAAGAAGCCGUGCCGAGCCUGCACGGACUUCAAGAGCUGGCUCCGCGAGCAGAGGAAGCAGGCGGCCCCGGGCGGCGGGGACCUGACGGCCACAGAGGAGAAGGAGCCACCGCCGAACUGUCCCCUGGACAGCGAGCAGUUGGGCCGCAGCACAUGGGGGUUCCUGCACACCAUGGCGGCCUAUUACCCCGACCACCCCAGCAGCGCCCAGCAGAAGGACAUGAGGGACUUCAUCAACCUCUUCUCCAAGUUCUACCCCUGCGAGCACUGCGCGGAGGAUCUGAGGGAAAGAUUACGUACAAAUCAGCCUGAUACUAGCAACAGAAAUAACUUCUCCCAGUGGUUGUGUCUUCUUCACAAUGAAGUGAACAGGAAACUGGGGAAAGCUGAAUUUGACUGCUCUCGUGUGGAUGAGCGCUGGCGAGAUGGUUGGAAAGAUGGGAGUUGUGAUUAAUCCAUAGAGACUGCUUUGGAAAUCUAUCAGACCAAUCCAAUCUGGUGUGGAGUCACUACAGGGAGAUGUGUGAGUCAGUAGCUGUGUUUGUGUGUGUGACUGGUAUGGCUUGUGGAAAUAAAGGUAAACCAAUUCUAAAAGUGAAUUUGCAAAGCUUAUCCUAAUAGUAUUUUGAUAACUGAUGACAUAAAUGUAUUACCUGAGGGAUUGGGGCCUCACAUUUGACACAGCAAUUGCCAGAAACCUGUGAAAUUAAGGCACUGACAAACUCGUGGAGACUUUUUCAUUAUGACAUUUCCUUAUUUUAGGGGCAUUUGCUUGUUUCUGUGACUGUUUGUUUUCCCUGAACACAGCUGUAGAGAGCUGCCCUGUGGCAUUUUAUGUUUUUCUGCAGGCGUUACCCUGAUGGGUUAGAAAAUGUGUCUGAUUAAUUGUAAUUUUCAUUUCCGUUAUUCAAGCUGUGUUUUGUGCCAAGUUGUACCCUCAGAUCUCUCUCCCUGAGAUCUUCAGUGCUUGUGGUUAAAUUUGCAUCCAGUCCCUUUGCUGUAAGGCCUGAAGGGAGGUACAUUUAAUUUAAAUACUAAAAUCAUGAAGCCCAGAUUUCUCAUUUUAUUUUUGUAUUGGACUUAUCAUGUAAGAGGAUAUUGUAAACUAAAACAGGGCCAGGCAACAUUCAUCUAAUGGAUGGAAUGAAGUAUCAACAGGGUGAAAUCCAGAUGUUUUAAACUGAUUGCCAAUUUUCUUUGGAUCUAGAAGUGGUAUGACGCUAAGUUCUGCUGAACUAUUUAGUCUUAAAGCAGAUAACCUCUGAAUCUCUGCUGUGAACUUUAGUCUGUAGUGAAAAUAGCUUGAGACCUACAUCUGUAAUGAAGCAUAUUCAGCUUUGUUUCACAUACAGUAUUCCUGAGAUGUCACUUGUGUUUUGAAGUUCUUGGUUGCUACUUGCUGACCUGCCUGAUAUUCUGGUGUUAUCCCCUAGCUAAAAAUCUCUGUAGAUCAAAAGGACUUUACAAGCCCCCUGCAGUAUUUGAGUCCUGCUUAAGACUGCAGUGUCAGCUUAAUGUAGUGUUCAUUGCACAGGGGACUUGGGAUCUCUUGGGUAGGUUCCCUGCGUAGGUACUGGUCAGCAUCCAUGCUAUGUGUGUUUUUCCUAAGUCAGCUAUACUGCAUCAGUGUAUUGAUACAGAAGUGUGAAUUUCAGGUUCAAGUGGAAUAACAUAAAUGAUUAAUGCCACAAUGCAUAUAAACAGGUAUCUCUUGAUAAAAAGAGUCAGCUCACAAACAAAAGUCAAGAGAAUUUCAAGUUUUUAGAAUAAAUAUUGAGAUAAUGCCCUUACUGCAUUUCUGGCUGGGAAGAGUUGGCAGGAAUGGCAACAAACCAUGGCAGUAGAAGGCUUUUUCCUCCUGUACUUCCUGCUGAGGGUUUCUCACGUGUUUUAGAGCUUCCUUAUUUCACGUGCUACUGUACCUCUGUAAAUUUACUCUUGCUCGUAGAGUGUUACCUGGAAAUACCAAUAGGACUUUUAUAAUAAUAGCAGUGUGAUGACAGCCCCUACUUCAGCACUUUGAUCUUCAAACCUGUGUGCAUGGGGCUCCUCUGUUUGGAAAAGCAGUAAGAACUUCAGAAAUACUUUUCAAUGUUUUAUGGCACAUUCAGGUUCUUCCAAGUCAGACCUGUUAAAACAAUAUGAGGCAAAUUUUAUGGGCUAGUUAUUCUUGGAUGUUUUUUAUGUAGUAACGUUUCUAAACAUGAACCCAAAGCCAAUGAUAAGGUAUUUCCUGAAGCAUUCACUCUAGCUUAUGACUUGAAAAUACCACUUGGGUUAUUAGAAGUGCUUGGCUAUUUUCCCUAUCAGCGUGUUGAGGUUCUUAAAACAGACAAAUUCCAGCCUUUGGUCUGGAAGCCCUUUGUCUUUUGGGUGAUAAACUCGGUCCCCAAAACAAAGCACAUUGGUACCCACUAGUAGGAAGAGGACCAACAAAAAGACUGUAACCCUCUGCUUUCAUCAGCAUGACCUAAACUACCUGUUCUGUCAGGAUAGAGUUAGCAGCAGGGUGUGUGGACAGGCAUUUGCUUGUGGACUUGGUUGUGCUUGAGGAGGAAUUUACUGUUCUUCCCUUCCAAUCUGCCCUUGGCUGUUCUCGGUGACAGUCUUAUCGCCCAUGGAGCAGAUGAUGAGAUUUCUCCUCUGUUUGCUUCAGUGCAGGUGAGCAGGUUGGGAAAACCCCUGUCUCUUCCCUUUCCACCUUAAUACUGAAAAUGGGCCAGGGUGGUGAGUGGCGCUUUCUUGUGUGCAAGUGCACUGGAUCUCUGAGUCCUGCAAGUGCUGCUGCCUGCUGCUGGUGAGCGGUUGGUGCUGGGCAAGUGCAGGGUAACUUUCCUCCAUCCACAUAUUGAGAGUGUAGAGAGGAAACCAAAUGUGUGUUCUGCUCAAAAUCAGGGGAGCAGCUCUGGCAACACAACGUUUUUGUCACCUCGUGUUGUUCAAGGAGGUGGUAGAGGUGUGCAGAAGGAAAAGCCCCUUUGCAAGCAAGUACUGUGCUGUCCUGGCAGUGGGGCAGGAGUAGGGGAAGAGCCUUAAAGCUGGAGUAGGUGUCUUUAGUGAAUGCUUCCUAAUAAUGAGGCCACCCCUGUGGCUGCUGGGAUGUUACUGGGGCAGUUUGUUGCUUCACUAAGUGGCCGUUUGGUAAAAUACAUGCUUGCACUCUGUUCUCUCAUCUGUACAGCUUUGCAGAAGAGCUUUGACUUAGGUGUUCCUCAGGGAUAUUGUCAUCUCUGUGGACUUGACUGUAUGGGGAGGAAGGGAUUUCUUUGCUGCUCAUUUGUACCACAUCUCAAGUUUUAAUCUUCUGUAAGGAAUUCCUCUUGAAGAUAACUUGUAUUUGUGUACAGAAAAUUGUGAAUUCUCUUCUAAAUGCACUUAAUUAAAUCUAAUUUAAAAAGUA